AUGCUUUCUUCUGUCACUCUCUCUGCUCUUGCUCUUGCGCUUGCUGCUGCACCUGCUGCAGCUAUUGCUCCACUCGGUUUCAACUUGGGUGUUAAGGUCAACAACGGAGACUGUAAAUACACCCAAGAUUAUCUUGAGGACUUCGACACCCUCAAGUCCUACUCCACCCAGGUCAAGACAUACUCCACUUCCGAUUGUAACACACUCCAGGAACUGGCACCAGCUUUAGACCAGGCAGGUUUCCAAUUAACAAUGGGUGUCUGGCCAACUCCAAGUGAUAAAUUCGAGCUGGAGAAAGAAGCAAUGAAAACUUACUUACCAACUAUCUCCAAGUCCUCCAUCACUUCUGUUCUUGUUGGUUCCGAAGCUAUGUACAGGGGUGAUUUGACUGGUGAGCAAUUGGCCUCCUUGAUUAAAGAAAUCAAGGAAUUGCUGGCUGAUAUCAAGGAUAAAGACGGUAACUCCUAUGGUGAUGUUCCUGUUGGUACUGUUGACUCAUGGAACAUGUUGGUCGACGGUAUGGCUUACCCAGCUAUCCAAGAAUCAGAUGUCAUUUAUGCAAAUGCCUUCUCCUACUGGCAAGGCCAAACCAACCAAAAUUCUACCUUCUCCUUCUUCGAUGAUAUCAUGCAAGCUUUACAAACUGUUCAAUCUGUUAAAGGCUCCACCGACAUCGAUUUCUACGUUGGUGAAACCGGCUGGCCAACCGAGGGCUCCAACUAUGGUGCUUCUGUUCCAAGUGUUGAAAAUGCAAAGAUUUUCUGGAAAGAUGGUAUCUGUGCAAUGAGAGGUUGGGGUGUCAACACCUUUGUCUUUGAAGCAUUCGAUGAAUCCUGGAAGCCAGAAACUUCCGGUUCCUCUGUUGAACCUCAUUGGGGUGUCUUCACCGACCAACGUCAAUUAAAAUACAACUUGGAUUGUGAUUUCUAA
Molecule: messenger RNA, 930 nt
Organism: Pichia kudriavzevii
Lineage: Eukaryota; Fungi; Ascomycota; Pichiomycetes; Pichiales; Pichiaceae
Exons: 1
Coding region: 1-930 (309 amino acids)
Biological process (GO): cell wall organization; carbohydrate metabolic process
Cellular component (GO): cell surface; fungal-type cell wall; extracellular region
Molecular function (GO): glucan endo-1,3-beta-D-glucosidase activity; 1,3-beta-glucanosyltransferase activity
Source: RefSeq, a predicted model, not a curated record